ACCGUACAAAGGCAUUGCUAGGUCAAAGAGCCCUCCAAAUGACUACCCUCAUUCCCCGAGAGCCAUAUACCGAGGAAGAGCUCACCCGCUUGUAUCCAAAGCAUCUCAAGCUCCGGCUUGUACAAGUUGUAAGACAACGCGAACGCACGCCAGUCUCAGCACGGUUCCAAAAUGCUGGCCUAGCACCAAACUGGCCCUACUGCAAUGCUGCAAGACAGCUCAAGGCCUCCAUCUUAGCCACACCUGAUCUGACUAAAUGGGACGGACUCACGUACCGCCGGCGUAUAGAGAAGUUCGGCGACGACGACGGACCUGUUGUUGCGACAGGGCCAAGUGGCGAGUUCGACAGCAUCUGUAAGCCUGGAGAAUUGACAGAUGUUGGUCGUCAGACGACCCUUGCGCUUGGACGGCGGUUAAGACAUCUAUAUGUUGACCAGCUAGGCUUCAUGCCAAAACUCAUUUCUGACUCGGAUAUGAUAUAUUUGCGAGCUACGCCAAUUCCUAGGGCGCUAGAAUCCUUGCAGCAAGCAUUUUGGGGAAUGUAUCCCCCAUCAGCGCGAACAGCAGAUUUUCCCUCCCCCACAAUUCUUACGCGGGCUCCGCAAGACGAGACCUUAUACCCCAAUGACGGCAAUUGCAGACGAUAUGCCCAUCUUUCGCGAGCAUUUGCUCAAAGGGCCGCUGACCACUGGAAUGAGUCCGAUGACAUGGAGUAUUUGAACAAGAUCUUCGCCAAGUGGAUGCCAGACGGUAAAGUGGCCGUAGACUCACAUCCUCGACUCUCUGGGCUCAUGGAUACCAUAAAUGCAACGUUAGCACAUGGGCCCGCAACGCGUCUACCCAAGGAAUUUUAUGAUUCGAAAGCUCGUGCGAUCAUUGACAAAAUCGGGGUAGAGGAAUGGUACGCUGGCUAUCUAGAGUCCGCAGAAUAUCGCAUGCUUGGCGUGGGCGCCUUAGCAGGCGACAUUGUUACUCGUAUGACGGGAAGCGUGGAGCAAAACGGGACCGAUGGCUUGAUAGCGGUCGGCGGUGAAAAUGGACGUCUUGGCACAGGGCGUGGAGGCGAGAAGGACAUCAAACUUGCGCUUUCAGGAUGCCAUGAUACUACUCUCGCUAGCCUGCUCUCUGCCCUGGGCGCAUUCGAGGGCGAGAAGUGGCCACCAUUUACUAGUCAUAUCGCCUUCGAGUUAUUCACGGAUGGGAAAACUACACGCGACAACCCUAGCGGCGCAGAUUCAUUAACACCACUGAGCUCGCAAGGCUGGUUGUCAUCGGUGUUUAGGCUCAGGGACUCCAUCAAUAGGCACGCUUCAAAACCUGAGGCCAUUGCUCGGAAGCCCAUAGACGAGCUCAAUGACGAGCAGAAGAAGAUUCUACGAGAUCAUUACGUCCGCAUCCGCUAUAAUGACAAGAUCAUGCAAGUUCCCGGAUGCAAGGCCGAAGGGAAACAUCUCGAAGGAGACACUAGCUUCUGUACCCUCGAAGCGUUCAAGUCUAUCGUAGACAAGUUUACGCCUAAAAACUGGAAGCAUACCUGUGCUUCCAAUUUAGACUCACCAGCAUUCCCCACUCGACCGGAGCCUGCAGGCUACUAA
This is a messenger RNA of Mytilinidion resinicola, 1595 nucleotides long. Its product is annotated as phosphoglycerate mutase-like protein. The coding region runs from base 39 to 1595 and encodes 518 amino acids. The transcript has 5 exons. Gene Ontology annotation, biological process: dephosphorylation. Lineage: Eukaryota; Fungi; Ascomycota; Dothideomycetes; Mytilinidiales; Mytilinidiaceae. Gene Ontology annotation, molecular function: phosphatase activity. The record is from RefSeq and is a predicted model, not a curated record.